AUGCAAACCAAUGACACUAACAUGAAUGUAGGCUGGUGGUUCACUGUUAGUGUGUUCUCGUUCAGACGGUUGUAUGUGUAUGACAUAACGCAGAUAAAUAUACGGGACACCGUGCUCGGCUUCUAGUCAGUGACGUAUACUCAUGGGGGAGUUUAGUUCUAGUGCUAAUGCAAACAUAGGUUUGAGUGUAGUGGAGAUAUCGGUGAAUUCGGCCAAAAGCAAUCCGACUACGAAUUCGUUAUUCUACACCACACCUACGACGUCGUCGUCGUCGCCGUCUUCAGCGACGUCGGGAAACGCCGUCGAUCAGACGAAGGUAUAUAAUUCAACAAUGCAAGAUGAUCUUUCCGCCUCCGAAAAGAAUCAAGUAUCAAGUGUCUCUGUCAGUGGUGGUAACGCGGAAGAACUUUCGUUGGCGACGUCGUCCUCUUCGGUCGCGACGUCUGCAAUAGACAAAAAUUCUAUUACAUCAGCUGCCGCUGCGGCUGCAGUUUCAAAAGACUGCGAAAAUUCCGUCAACGAUCUAUCCGAUAAAUUGAAUGAUCAAGUUUCGAGAAACUCUAAGACGGUACCAUCUUUACAACCUCUCUUUCAUCCAGCUGAAGCGAGUACGCCAGCUGGUGCGCUCUGGUCAACAGCUAUAGAAGAUGGAUAUGCACCAAAUUUCGCUAACGUUAAUGGAGGUAUGGGUUUUCAAAAUUUUUCUUCGUCAACUCAACAACAACAACUUUUCGGUGGUAACAACAUGAAUCAGAAUCACGUGAACCAAGGCCGAAGAGCAAUCACAGCUAGCCAUAAUUUUCCUCAUAAUAUGGCAAGACAGCAAUCGCUUUCAAAUCAUCCCUUGUAUAAAGGUUACGGAUCUUGGGCUAAUCCUCCCCCGGGUCAGAAUUGGUCCCCGGGUAAUUCUUCUGUGUGGAAUCGUGGUCGAAGUGUACCAAAUCUUCCUCCUCUGCAGCAGAUUGGGGUAGGAUUAGGCGGGGCGGGUCGGAAACCAAGUCCUACUUUUAAUCAACAGCAGGUUAUCUCCCCUGUAAAGUUUCGCAGAAGCACUUCUUAUCCGGGAAAAGGGCCUUUUCCACAGCCACCUACAUUCGAGAUCACCAACAUGGAUGAAGCCAGAGAAUUGCUGCCCUAUCAGGAUCGUUGCGGAGUAGUUAGCGCAAAUGGUAACAGCCCUUUAGAAAAUAUGAGAGGACUGGAGCAUUAUUUGAAUGAUAUUAUGAGUCCACAAAGCAACACGACUGACAUGAAAGGUUUUAUUAACACUAAUAUGUUUCCAUCGUUACAGUUACAUGGUAAAUCGCACUAUUUUCCAAGUUUGGACGAUCAGGCUGGACCUGUCCUUUUAGAAGAACCUAGUCACCUAGUCGAUAGUACUUUAGGAACACAACCUUUGAGUUCACCUUCAAGAUCUUCACCGCAUUCGCAGGGAUCCGAAGGCGGCGAGAGAUUUUCUAGGAAGGUUUUCGUUGGUGGACUUCCCCCAGAUAUAGACGAAGACGAAAUCACGGUCAGUUUUAGGAGAUUUGGACCUUUGGUAGUCGACUGGCCACAUAAAGCAGAAAGUAAAUCAUACUUUCCACCAAAAGGAUACGCUUUUUUAUUAUUUCAGGAUGAGAAUUCUGUACAAAGUUUAAUAGAUGCGUGUAUAACUGACGAAGAUAAAUUAUAUUUAUGCGUUUCGUCUCCUACAAUCAAAGACAAACCUGUACAAAUACGACCUUGGAGAUUAUCGGAUGCAGAUUUUGUUUUGGACGCAUCCAUGCCCUUAGACCCUAGGAAAACUGUGUUCGUCGGUGGUGUACCACGACCCCUUAAGGCUGUUGAAUUAGCUAUGAUAAUGGAUAGAUUAUAUGGCGGUGUAUGUUACGCUGGAAUAGACACGGAUCCGGAAUUAAAAUAUCCCAAAGGUGCUGGACGAGUAGCUUUUAGCAAUCAACAAAGUUAUAUAGCUGCGAUCAGCGCUAGAUUUGUACAAUUGCAACACGGCGACAUAGAUAAGAGGGUAGAAGUUAAACCAUACGUUCUUGAUGACCAAAUGUGUGAUGAAUGUCAGGGACAACGAUGUGGGGGAAAGUUUGCUCCAUUUUUCUGCGCAAACGUCACUUGUUUACAGUACUACUGUGAGCAUUGCUGGGCCACAAUACACUCUAGACCCGGACGAGAGUUCCACAAGCCAUUAGUGAAGGAAGGGGCCGAUAGGCCCAGGGCUGUGCCAUUCCGUUGGUGUUAACGCAGGAGCGCUUAGUACUGCGGCCAAGGGUUGCGCCACUCUUUUAGCUUAUUACCAUACACUGUGGUAGCAGCCCUCCAAUGUAUUGCUUAGGCCAAAAUUUUAUAGUAGCAAUUAUACAAAUUUCGAGUAUAUUUGAGAUAAUGAAUCAGUCCGAUUACGAUUAGGCGAUUUUAAUUAAACCAGGGUCUGAACAAUUACAACGUACUUUUGACAGAAAUCUCCGACACUGGGUAUCUCUCAAUGAUAUUUUGGUCUUAAUAGAAAUGUUCGUGGGAAAUUUAUUGUAAUAACCUCCAAAUUUCAUAUGUCAAAGUGUCAUGACAAUCGGUUUAUUGAAAUGUGUUACCUCAACAUAAAAAUAAACGUGUGAUGGUCUCUGUAUUUUGGUAAGUGGAUAAUUUUUUUUAUGGGCUGUCUUGUAUAAGGUUGACAUCAAUAUCAUAAAUUGUUAGGAAUUAAGGUAAAAUUACGAAUCAUUUUUCAUACAUGAAGUCAAAUCUCAAAAAAAUUAGGAUAUACCCUGUGUUGCCAACUCGACAGAAAUCCGGGACACUAAAUCAAUAAAUAAGAUUUUAUAAACACAAAAAAAUUUACAAAUUAAGAAAAAAAUUAAAUUAAGUGUAGUAUUUUCUUCUUUCUUUAUCGGUCAUACUUUUUCCAUUGAUAUUUUUUUGCUACGUGCAUUCGAGCCCUUAUCUUGUUUGGAAUUAGACAAACUUUGUUUCUUAUCUUGUCUCUUAUCAAAUCCACGCUGUAUUAGUUUCUGGACUUCGUUCAUUUGACCUGCAUGUGAGAAACACUCAGUACGCAGGUCCUGAACAGAUUUUAGCGCGUCCAAGUUAGCUUCUUUGGCACUAGCAAAAAUCUAAUAUUAUUUCUCCUGAACUGUCAAAGUUGAACUCAGAAAAACAGGUUUUACAAUAGAAUGCUUAUCGAAUAGAUGAUCUAUGGAGAUGUUUUUCCAAAUGGCCAGAUGGCCAGUGCAGUGGCAUCAUCUAAAAGGUCUUUUGAAGAAAUAUGAUCUGUCAUAGAUAGACAAGAUAUACUUAUUCAAAGGGUUAUCGUCGCUGAAAUCAAAACUAUUAUCUAAAUAGUAGCAAAUUUGGAAAUCGGAAACUGCACUUUGAAAAAUGUCUAUUCUUGGCCAUUCUCAAAUGGGAACAAAAAAUUGUUAAUUUUUUGGUCUUUUAAACGUUUUCUCAAGAAAUCUAUUUAGUUUUUUUAUGAUUGCGCAUAUAUUAACAAGAAAGCAAAUAGAUAUUCAACAGUUUUGAGUGAUUAAAUAUUUCCGGUUGAUCUUUAUCCAAAUCUUCUAAGCCCAGCAGUUGUUUCAACGCGAUGUACUCAAGAGCUGGGCCUGAAGACAAACACCUAGUUGAUACAUGUUCGACAAGCUCUUGCUAUUGUAUUUCGACUUCCUCCACGAACUUUUUCAAAAUUUCCCUCCUGGGUAAAUUGUUGAAAGUGAUUUCGAUUCAGUAGCAAAGAAUCAAUUCUUCGUUACUGCUUAACUACCAAACCCGGGACAAUUGUGUCCCAAGGGCAGACAAGGCGAUACAAGGGACAAUAAUGGAAAUCGGGAAUGUUCCAGGAAAUCGUGUACUGAUGGUAACCAUGGGUAUACCCUUGAUUAGAACUUUAUUAGAAAUCAAAAUUCUCAUGUUAUAUCAAAACUAGCUUAAGGAUAUUUUUAUUCUUAUUGAUAAUUUCAAAGAUUUUUCUAUAUUUCCAGUAAUUGAUUUUUAUUGUUCUAAAAUAAAUUAUCGACAUUGUUAUGAAAAACGAAUAUCGAACAAUACCUAUUGUUGUGACUUUUAUAAUAAGGCGGUGAAUCAUGUAUCGAACCAAUUUUUCCACAAAAGUCUCUAGUAGUUACAAACUUUAAAGAAAUAAGCAACUGCGUGCUUAGGAAAAAAGAAUAAUUGUAUUGGAAUCAUAAACGAAAACAUACUCCCUCACAAUAUUUUCAUACCCUUUUUUAUAUGAAAAUAAGGAAGCAUUAAGAUACUCAGUGUCUUUUAGCAAUUUAGAAAUUCACAGUUUUAACAAUAAUUCUUUUAGAUGUGAUUCAAUCACUCUAAAUAUAGUGUAAUUACAUAUUUGCCAUAUAGACGUAAAAUAUAAUGUGUGUAUAAUAAUUUAGAAGGUUUGCUAGUCACUUAUAGAGUUUUGCUAAAUAGUAAUUGAAAGGUGAUUACAUUGAUUCAUAUUCCAAGUAUAAACAAAACAUUAAUUCACUAUUUAAUCUAUCACUAUCAUAAUCUUUUGAUUUUUUGUUAUUUUCAACUAUUUUUUUCAUGCAAUUUGAUUAUGAAAGUAACCCACAUAUUGCCGUCAAGGAAAAUCAGUGAUAUAUUUAAUUUCAACCCCUAUGUGCAGAUACGUCAUUGUUUCUCUUAAAAUUGUUCUUUCUAGAAGACAAACGUCGUCUGUUACUUAUUUCAGCUGUUUUAAAAUUUUCGCAUCUAAAUAAAUACAAAGGAAGAAAAGAGGACUUUGAAAGCUGUAACAUUAAAAUCAUAUAUGUUGUGAUUUAGGAUUUCAUGUGCACAACUACCCAAAGAAUCUAUUGCAUUGGUAGUUAGAAAUUACAUAAAUACUCUGUCACUUUUGACUGCAACUGGCUUUGUUUCAUUUUUAGCUCUCCAAUUGCAUAAGUUGAGCACCCAAUCGAGGUUAUGUUUCAAAUAGUUUUUAGAUUUGCGCGUCAAUCACAGUUGCGUCUCCCCUCGCUUCUCAAACAUCUGAUAAAUAUUUGUGCGUCAUGAGCUACCAACUGUAGAAUUGAGGUUAUGUAGGACAUCUAUUUCGAUUCACAUUUGUGGAAGAAGAAAAAAACAUUAUUGAAUGCAGAAACAAAUUCGGAAUAUGUGUAAUUUCUCAAUGAAGACGACUAUAAAUAUAUACAGUAUAAACAGGUGUUCAAUAAAUUGGAAAAUAACUAUUGAAUGAAGCUGAUACUCCAGCUAUGACGCAAGUACCCUAAGUCAGUUCUGAGUUGAACUACAGUUACUUUCAGGUUUCCCUGUAUUUAGGUGAUUUUUAUAUUUCUAUAGACAUAUUUCCAUUUGACGUAUCGUUGCAGAUAUGUCAUUAUUUUUUUGGAAUAGAUACUGGGCAAAAUACAAAAUGUCUAAUUUUAAAAAAAAUUUCUAGAAUGUCAAAUAUUGUUUAUAAGUAGGUAUACAACGGAUAGGUGUGUAAGGGAUGGACAUUAGAACAUACUGUAAAAUAACGAUUCUAGAAAGAGUUACUGUAAAUCAACAGAGAGAUAGACCAGACGAAGCAUGUGAAGCUGCCCAUGAAGAGUUUCAAAUUCUUCUUCAAUUGCGGUUCGGAGGUCGAGAAGGGUGCGUGGCUCUCUUGCAAAAAGAAAUCACAGGGUGCCAGGUCACAUGACCGUGCAGGCCACUCAACGAAUCCUCGUCUGCCUAUCCAUUCCCCAAAAUGAACAUUGAGGUACUCUCGCACACAUAACACGUAUUUCGGCAAAGCUCCAUCCUGCAUAAAAUGACGUAUGUUCGCGAGUAUUCUCCAUUUGCCCAAGUAAGCAUUCCCAGAUAACUUUGGCACGUCACGUGACCUUAAAAAAGUACGGACCCACGAGACCUCCCACAUGGAUAUCUAUAUAUUUAGGUUGCUAAAAUAGAUUUGAUGAAGUGACUGCAAUCUUUUUAGAUCUAUUAUUGUCGUCUAAAUUACAUUCUUUAAUUUUGAUCUUCAUAUGAAGCUCUUAGGACAUAAUCUAUGAAAAAACUUAUCUGCCAACUUCAUCAAUUUCAGAUGCCCAGUUUAUCAGCUUUACUUGUUGGUUUAUUUCGGUGAUUUUUGUAAAAUGAACUAUUUUUUCUUGUUCUGCUAGUACCAAGAACUACAAGUUUAUUAAAUUGCUGCAGUUUCUUCUUCUGAUAACUUUAUAGAAGAACUUAUCAGCCAACUUCAUCAAUUUUAGAUGCCCAGUUUUUGAGCUUUACUUGUUGGUUAAUUAUGGUGAUUUUUGUAAAAUGAACUAUUUCUUCUUGUUCUUCUUAUAAAGCCUAGAAACUGGAUCUUUAAUGUAGUUCCUUGUCUUGUACCCCAAAAACAGUUUCUUCUUCUGAUGAUGUAAUAUAUAGAAGAAAUUGUAUGCCAACUUAAUUGAUUUCAGAUUUUCCUUUAACACUUUUGACUGUUUUUCAGCUCUACGCAUUGGUUAGUUGAUGAAUAUGAGCUAUUUUUCUUAUUUUCACCAUAAAUAAAAUACACACAAAUAUUUUGAAAAGUGGAAUUGCCUUUCAAUUCGAUUUCUGUCGAGUAGAUAAGCAGUGUAACGACCUUUGGACAACAUUCAAAAUCUCAUAUUAAUACAUGUAACCAAAAUAUCUUUUUUAUGGCGCCUGGUGGUAGCGAACAUGUUUCACUGUCACAGCAUUGGUCUGGCCACAUGAGACGGCGUGCUACACUAAAAAAAAAUAGAUAAUAGUUAAUUAUUAUAUGUAGCGCGACCUAGUCAGUUACUUCAGGGUAUUGUAAAUACUAUAGUCUAAUUGCAAACAUGAAAUCUCCUAAUAAAUUACUCACAAAAUAUAAUUUUUUUAAAAAAUUGUGAAAUUGUACUUCUCAAACAAAAUAUAAUACAAUUUAUUAUUUAUUUUGGUGAAGUUGAGUGAUUUGGUAUAUAGAAAAUUAUAUUGUGUGAGUAUCGGUUUGCUAAAAAAUAUUUCUAAAAUCAAAACUUAUUUCUAUUUAUUAUGGUCUAUUUGAUUAUAAAAAGUUGUUGAUUAGGAGAUUUUGUGAAUAACCAUUGCUGGGCAGAGUAAAAAUCGCUUAAUAGUGUUGACCACUUAGCUCCAAGUACCUGACUACCCUGUAUCCUGCAAAAUUGCUUAUACACCUAAAUUCAUACUACCCUAUCUUACAACUCUAGCGACAUGAUCCAUUAACUUUCCACACGAAUUUUGCUAUAUCUUUCUACUUGAUUUACCUUUUAUUAAACCAUUUAAUGGAUUUUUGAUAAUUUUACAGCAAUAUCAUUUUCACUGGUGUUUAAGUCAAAAUUUUUGAUCGAAUUUUUUACAAAAAGAUUAGAUACUUUUGAUAUAAAUUCUUUAAAAAAAUGUUUUGGCACCUGAAUCGUGAAUUUCACAAAAGGGUCAAAUAUCAACACCAAAGAAUAAUUAUAAGGGCUUAAACUUUAGUGUAAGUGUCUGAAAUUGCUUAUUUAAUCCAUUCUCCAUGUUCCAAACUUGUCUCAACCUUAAUAAUGUUUUUAGUUGCUCUUAAUAUAUAAACAUCUAAAGAGAGAAAACACUCUAAAAAUUUAUUGAAGUUAGAUAUAUUGAAUGGAUUAAAUAAAUGUGUUAACAUAAUUAUUAAAUUUGUGUAUAUAGUAUAAUCUCUAACUUAAUUGAACGAUUUUUUCAUUAAAAAAUUGUAACCAUGUAAAUUUAAAGAGUGAGAUAAGAUCUCAAAUUGUGUGCUGACAAAGCAUAUGAAAAAUUGUUAAUUUUAUUUUGAUUAAUUGUUUUCUAUAGUCUCAACAUUUUUAUUAACUAAAAUGUAAUAAAAUUAUUUGUUAAAUUCUUAGCUAAAUUUGUAUAUAUAAGGAAACAAGUUGAAACUAUUUAAUCGAUUCAUAUCAGAUGAUUAAGUACAAGAAUAGCGAAUCUAAAUGAAUUCCUUGUUUCUUUUUCUUUAAAUUCAGUUAAUCCGAAAUUAUAAUUUCUAAUUUUAUAACAAUUUAAGACAAUGAAAAGUUUUUAAAACUCAAAUGUUUUUCAAAUUGUACAACAAAUAGCUGAUUGUCAAUUUCAGCUGCCCAACUUCAUAUAUUGAUAAUUUUUCGUUAAAAAACUUUUUCUCUAUUGUAAUCCAAUAUGGCAUCCAGAAAAAAGCAACUUAAAAAAUACAGAGUAACUCAUUUAGAUUGGAAACGUGCGUGUGAACAUUUAAAAAUGUUUUUAUAAAAAAAAUCCUUUUUCCACCACUAAAUAGUAUCUUAAAAAUUGGAAAAGCAUUUAAAAUUCUACCCCGAAGUAGAUAUUUUACUAUUUGACACUAAAAAAAAGGGUAACUAACAGAUUUUCUGAUAUAAAUGAGUCACGAAAUACAAAAUAAAUUAUGAAUACAAAAAAAAAACAAUUGAUGACAUUCAUAGAAAAGUUAAAACAUGAGAAAGUAUUGAAAAAUAAGGAAAUAAUUCCGUAUCUGCAUUAGAAUUUGGAGUUUCCGGUUUUAAAAUAACCGGAUUAGUUGACUUGUGACUCGGCUUUGUAAACCGGAUUUAUGGAUUACACGAAACGACAGUUCCUCUAGAUUAUAAAAAGAUCACAUUUUAUAGAAAAAUAUGUUUUUCUCAAGUUAUCACUCAUAUAAGAUAACCUAACCUAAAAUUAAGUAAACCUAACCUAAUAAAAAUAUGGAUCCUUUCUCAGUCUACUUAACUACAUCAAGAAACAUUUCAAAAUCCGAAUGUAAAUAAAUUUGAAUAAAUAAAAAUAUGGAUAAUUGUUUUCAACUUUUUUCUGCUGUUUAUUCAUAAAUCCAUUUUAAAAAACCGAACCGGAAGUCAAUCGAUCCAAUUAUUGAUAAAAUAGGAAGUACUAAUGCUGGUAGAUCGAUAAAUGGGUUCCUAAUAGCCCCGAGCCCAUGAGUGCAAGUUCCCAGGGGGCGCACAACCGAGAGAUUUAUGAAAAUAUUCAUAACUCAACAUCAGGUAUUGUAUUGAGUUCAUGCAUGUGGGUCAGAAAUUUAAAGCAGAUGAAUCAGCAACAAUGACUACGCUUUGCGGUAAUUCUCUGCGGGUUGGAUCGUUUUUUUUCAGCCCCACAAACGUGACUUACUAUUUAAUAUAUAAAAUUGCUAAAAGUGUUUCGAGAUAGCAAUUUAUUAACCUAGGACCAAGUAUAUUCUUCAAAAAAAUGAUAAACUUGCAUCGGGGAGUGCCUGAUAUAAUUCUUUAAUAAAGAUUGUUAGGAAAGUAACGUUAAACAGACUAAGAGGCGGAAAAAAUUAUUGGGUGUAGGGGCGCCAAAAUGCUAAAUCCAACCCUGUUUACGACGUCUAAAAUUCUUAAUGAACGUGUUUUUGUUGUGAUUCUAAACCGGGCAGAUACGGAAGCACAGUAAAAAAUAAUUAAAAUAAAACUGAAACUUGAAAGGAUAAAGUUGAAAUUCAAGAUGACACGGAAAAUAUAAUAACAUAAAAAUAAAUUUUAGAACCAGAUCAACUAUUGGACAAUAGAAAUGUUUGAAGCAGGAAAACUGUUUACCAAAAUUUACCAAAACAAAAUUGUACAAAGAAAAAGAAUUGAAGAGAAUAAUGAUAAGAGCUAUAAAAGUAAAAAGAAUGUCAUAUAACGACAAAUUUUCAAUGAAUUUAUUUAAGGCAUUCGAUUUAUUUGAAAUGAAAUGAGAGUGAAAAUUGUACGUUUCAAAACUCAGUGUGUAUUUCAUUUGCACUGUAGUAUAUUUAUAUGUUGUGUAGUAGUUUCUAUAUCAAGGAUGGCACAGGUCAAAUAUAUAAUUGGCUUAAAAUUAUCAUAAUUUUAGAAGCUUGUUUCCCACAAAAUUGCUAUAUUUUAUAAAAUUAUCGUUGUAAAUCUUGUUUCAAAAAAAUAAUAUAUUUUUUAAAUCAAUUUUUCUUAUCUCUAUGAAGUUUAACAUUGAAUUGAUUUGUUUGAAUUUCCAAUAGGGUCCUUGCAUACUUUUUUUAUACCUCAACUACGUUUUAAAGUUCAUAAAAAAAUAAUGACGCGCCAAAACGCAUUUGUUGUCACAUGACUGAGUGUGACGUUGUGUGACGAAGAAAGUAUGUAAACGGCAACAUAAUACAAAUGUUCUACCAUCGAAAGCUUCGAUCAAAAUAUAACCUUCAAAGCUAUCAUCUUUAUUACUACAUUUUAAUAAAGUUCAAGCAAGCAAAUGUGAUAAUGACGUUACUAUAAGUAAGUCUGAUUAGUAUUACUUACGUAUCUGCUUUUACUCCACGUAUUUCAGACGAAGUAAAUAAUUGAUUAUUAGCAAAGAAUGUAGCAGCCAUGAAUGUAUCUACUUUAGGUAGAUUGUACGAUCUUGCUUCGAUAAAUCCUAUUUCGGCCAUCAUUUCAAUUAGAAUAGUCUUUGAAACCCUCACAAAACCACAAAUCGCACUAAACAACCAAUUACUUCCACUAAAAACAACAGAAUGGCGUUUGAAAGGAGACAAAGGAGUCAUAAAUAAGAAGUGAUACACAAAUUUUUAAAUAUGUUAAAUACCCAAUUUACCACUGCAAGGACCCUAUUGUAUAUGUGUUAAUCUAACUUGUUUAUAAAAACUUGAGAUAAGACAACACAGCAUAAAUAAAACAAAUGCCUCAAUUCUUACAUAUUUACCAUUCUAAAUCAUCAUUUUGCUGAAAACUGUUAUUACAAUAGUGGAAUUGUUACAUAUAUAGUCAAAAUUAACGCAAGAUUUGAAAUGAAUAGAAAACACAGUUUUUAUAGAAAUAACAAAUCGGAUAAAUGGCCUCCGCGGCUAUGCAUACACGUACGCACUCGUUGAUCCAAAUUGUCCAUGAUCAUUCUGCAUAAAUGUGGCUUAAUUUCGUCGAAUCUCCUCCUGUAAUGCACGCGUGGUUGUGGGCUUAUCGUAGACCUGUGAUUUUAAUAACCCCAUAAAGAGUAAUCUAAUGGUGUUAAAUCACACGAUCGAGGAGGUCACUUCUAAUCACCGAGACGAGAGAGUACUCGACCUGGAAAUGUCUCAUGCAGUUAUUGAAGUGUCACCAUUUUGUUUAAACAACAUAUUUGCCACCAAAAUGUCCUUUACAUCCAUCGAACCAAACGUUACUAAAAGAGUACAACAGAUGUGGUCAGCUCACUUAAAGGAAAGCUAGAUGACUAUCGUUAGAGAUAACCAACAAAUUGAAGUUACGGGAAUCCAUUAAUGAAUGGAAUUUUAUCACACCAAUGCGGGGCAGCAACUUUUAAGUCACCUUAUUAACUGAUGGUAUUAUAAAAAUUUUUUCAGGGAAAUAUUAAUAAGAAAAUAUUUUUAGACCUAAACACACAGUGGAUUCAUAUUUUGACAAAAAGCAUGGCAACAUUUUGAGUUUUAUUUAUCAAACAAUGACAAUCGAUAUACUUGAAAAUCGUGAAAACAUAUCAAGGCACACGUUAAAAAAGGCUAUAGUUAUUUUCUUAAAAAAAUCCUUUUUUCAUUUUGUGCUUUUCUUUAAAAGUCUCAGGAUGGACUAAAAUUACGGACGUUCCAAUUAAGCUCUUCCCUAAAAAGUUCAAUAGGAUGGAGAACCGGUUUCUGAGGAGGCCAAACCAUGUUUAUUAACACCCCUUGUGAUUCUUUAUCAUCCAAAUAUACUCUGCAUAAUAUGGAACUACGCUUGGAAUCCUUGUCCUGUUGGAAAAUAAAUCCAUUUGUAAUUAAUUGCAAAACCGAAAGCACGGCAUUUUUUUCUAAAAUUUAUUUGUACUGUUCCUUUUUGAUAAUUCCUUGUUUUGGCAAUGUUGAUCAAAUCGCCAGGUCCAUGGCUUGAAAAGCAAUCCAAGACCAUAAUUGAACCACCACUUUGGUUGAUUUUUGGGACUACACAGCCUGGCAUCAUCUUUUCUUGGUGACUGCGUCGGUACAAAAAGCAUCUACUGCAUCCGUUUUUUCUUGUUUUGUGACCUUAGCCAUGGUUCUCGAACGGAGACGAAAUCAUACAACAUCGCAUUUCUCAGUCGCCGUUUUGCUAUAGUAAGUAAUAAAGGUUUAUCUUGGGUUUUGUUUACUUCAACGUUUAUUUCUGGUGCUGUUAAGCAUCUAUUUCGCUUGUUGGUAACAACAAUGAAAUGAUCUUCACUCUACGUGUUAGAUCUCGGCCUUCCCGAGCGUGGACCUUCUUGAAAACUGCCUUCAUGCCAUGAACACAAGUGUUUUGUAAGAAUCUCACAUUAGGUUAUGUAAAACAAUGAUGUCAGAACACACCUCACUACUAAUUUCGCGGGCUUGUCCCAUUACAGAAACCACAAGUUUAGACUAAUUGAGAUUGUUUGUGAACAAAUCCAUGCAACCAGGUUAGCACGUUUUUUAGAAGCUUAAUAAUCCUUAUUAUUGCCUGAUAGGAAAUAAAGUAAAAGCACAUCAUAAAAAUAUUAUUACGACUCUAGCACCUGGAUCUAACGCAGCGUUGUUCAGUGUUUGAAAACAAGAUUUGUUAAUUGUUCAAUGAAAGAAUGACUUUAGGUAUUGGAUAUUAUCGAUAGAAUACGCAGAUGUACACUUCUUUUAUUUAUGUUUAGCUCGUCUCCAGUUCAGUCGUCUUUUGUCCAGGUUUUUUUCUAUUUCUCCAUUCAAUUUCCAUAUCACUUUAUUUGUUCUGUUCUUCAUUCUCACUAUGUGUCCAAACCAUCUCAAUUAUUCGAUUUUUUGCACUGUCGAGUCUCUUCAUACUCGCUAUUUUUCCCAGAAACUUCAUUUCACAUUUUACUUAAAUUUUUUGGUUAGCACCUAGGAUUCGCAACUAUAGAUCAGCAUUGGUAGUAAGAUUUGUUAUCUCUUUUUAUUUUCGAAAAAUACUGUAUACAUAGGUAGAUAUUGUCUUAUUCACCUUAUUGGCAACCACUUCGUCAAUUUUUCCAUCUAGUCUUCAGCUUGAUGACGCUCUUCUUUCCUAGUUCUUGUCUUUGCACAUUUAUUUCUUCUGGUUUGUUUGAUAAUUCUGUAUUUUGUAUAUCCCAGAACCGCAAUACAUGAUGAUUAAAUUGUUUGUUUCAUACUGAGGCCUCCAAUAGCUCAGUGCUUAUUCAACUUUGAAAAACAAGAUCCUGUACUGAUUACGACUGGAUUUUUGUGAAACUUUACAAGAAACGAAACCUCUCGGUCCCAUUUUUUAAAAUUUAUUCGUUUUAUCAAUGGGGUCUCAUUUACUUUAUCGAUACAGUACACAAUCAUUGAUAAUUAUUUCAUAAUUUUCAAAUUAAAAUAUUCCGAAAACGGUACACAGUAUCGAGUUUUAUCAAGAGUAGCUUUUUGUUGUAAAAUUAAAUGAUGUUCACUUGAAAUCUUGUUUGAUAAAUCUAAUGUUGAAAAAGUUAUGUUUAAUACAACUUGGUACGAACCGUGUAACUAGCGCCCUUUAUGAGAGUCAGACAUAAAAACAAAUUCAUUGGAUGUAUCAAUUUCCAGAACAUAUUCGUAUAAAAUUUCAUUCCAAUGUUGCCAGUAGUUACGGAAAAAUCGUCAAAAAUUGUAUAAUUGUUUUUUCUUCAACGCCCCUUAUCGUGAGUACGGAUGGCGUUACGAAAUUUUUUUACUGAGCAAACCCCAAAUAUUUUUUAGUUUUCUAUCUAUCCUACAGACGGGAUCACCUUUUUUUGAAACACCCUGUAUUUUGUGUUAGCUAAUAUCAGUAGGUUGUUUUAAUGUGGUGGUAAACUUUUGGCUGGCAGUGUAGUUUUGCAAGUAUAAUGUCACGUAACUAAUAGCUAAAAUUUCACAUUUCUAUUUCGCAAAAAUAUGAAAGAUUUUUUAAAUUUUGGACUAGAAUAAAAAAUACUUAUUAUUUUCAGUUUUGUUAAUAUUGUACUCGCAGCUUUCUAUUUACCGCCGCAGGUGAAAAUUAUUCAGUACGAGUACAAAUUUGGUUUAGAAAAAUAAAUAUGUGGAAAUGUAUGGCACAUAUAAUAAUAAUAGUUAUUAUUUGUCAUGAGAAACUGUGAUGAGCUGUAAACCCAUUAAAGCGAAUGAACGUUGUUUUAAAAACAUUUCAAGUUAGGAUUACGAAUUAGAGUAUUUUUCUAUUUUGACUUGUAAAUAUGUAGGUACCAAAGAUGUUACAUGUUUCUACAUUGUUGAUGUGUAAAUGUAUUCCUAAACGACCAGGUAAAUUAAUUAUUAGGUAAUAACAGUUUGCUCAUUUAGAUAAAUUUCGAGUUGGAAGAUAUGUAAAAUUAAGGAUCAUGUUAUUUCGAUCUUGAAUUGCUUCCUGCUUAGUGUCCGCUAACCGUUGUCCACAUCCUUCAUAACUCACGAUCUGAUCUUUAAAUUCAUCCAUCAAACCAAAAAAUUAUUUUAAUUUUAAGUCAUUUCUAAAUUGAGCAUGCAGGUUAUAAUUAUCAAAAGCUAUAUAGAGUUUUAUUCAUUUAAAUUAUCACGAUGCAAGAUUUUUUUUGUACUUAUUUGAGUGUAAACGAUACUUUUUAACAUUUUUUUCCUGUUUUUUUUUUUAACUAUAAAUUUCUUAUAGAAUUUCUGGAUUUUAGAUCAGAUUAGAAAACAUCCAUCUAUUAUCAUGUGUGAUACUGAUAAACGUCUUAAAUGUAUUACCUAAAUCAAUUGCAUGGAUAUGUAUAGUAGUAUAUAUUAUAUAUAGUAUCAGCUAUUUUAAGACUUUGUAUUUUUUAAAUUUGAAUUUUUAUACUAAACUGUUAUAAAUGGUGACUAUGACUAGUACAGUUUUGAUGUGUGCAAUAAUUGAGUGGAGCGAAUCGCUAAGUAGAGUUUUAUCUUUAUAACAACCGAAGAAAAUAGGUCAGUUGUUGAUACACCAUUACUUUUAACAUUUCCAACAAUGUUCCUCAAACAUCCAUAUAACAACUCACUUGUGAAGAUACCUAUAUCAAAUUUUUCAAUUAAAAAUUGCAUUGUAAUCUCCACAAAUAAUAUUAGCAAAAAUAUUCAGAAAACAAUAUUUCCCAAAUGCACCUAAAUCAUAAUUUAUAAGACAUCUAUUAUCAAACUUAUGAAUAUAACAAAUAUUUACCAAGUUCUGUUAUUAGUCCGGGAGGCAGAGGCUUUUUUUCCAGGAAUUACAUACCGACUGAGUUUAAUACUAUAGUCGACGAAACGUCAAUCAGUCCAAUUGUUCUUAUACUAUAUUGAUGUUGAUUUACCACAAAAAACAACCCUCAAUUGUGCGGCAGACGGGGAAUGAUGCGUCAGUCGCACAAAAAUAAUAAGAAUUUCAUCCCACUUGAAGUUUUCCCGCAUGAUUUCAUAUAUACAUAGAAAUAUAAUAGGUUCGUUCCAACCCAUCAAAAAACUGCGACGAUUCUGCGCAUUACGUGUUCCAACCGUUAUACGAACUAUUCUGUUUUGUGUUCCAACCUAUUUAGUUUGUGAACCGAAGGAUUUAUGGUGGCGCCAUCUAUCGCGCUAACGAGAAAUCAUAUCGCAUAAUGUAAACAGAGGGAGAGGUAUGCAUAAAAUAUACUGAAAUCGCGUUUAAUACUGCACAUAAACACAUUUAUAAAAUAAUAAAACAAUUGAAUACUUUAUAAAUAUAUUCUUCACGCUAUAGUUAUGUAUGGUGUUGCCAUGUAGUGUCAAAUACAGAAGCUAAAAAUUACGAUUCGAACGAAUCAGUGUAUCUUUUUUUAGAUAUUCCGGAUUUACAAUGUUCCACUAUACUUGGUUGAUAGCAAAUACUGUGCAUAGUUGAAGAAAAUAUACAAACGCUUUCAGUAACCGUUCUAAGAGCGGUCUAGAUAACAAUCUAAUAAUGACCGUCAGCUGCCCGUCAUUGGAGGUAUGACCAUCAGUAAGGGCGGCACGCGGAAUUUUCUAUCGACUAGCUGACUUCUUUUCCCUCAAUAGACAAGCUGUAGUCUAUUAUCACAUUUCUAUUUAUUUAAACUGUAAUGUUUUUUUUUUAAUUUCCUUCCUAAAUUGUUUUUCAGUAGUGGGGUAAAUAUCUACACACUGUCUUUUAUUUACUUGAUUUAUUUUUACAUUGGAAAUAACUAACUUAUAUAAUAAUUAACUUAUCACUAUUUCUAUAAAUAAUUAAACUCCACUUUUCUAUUUUAUUUAAAUUCACUGGUAAUUAUUCUAUUUCGUUUCAUUCACUAUGACUUUUUUUAAUAAACUAACUCGCUGCUAAACAAGCUCAAAUAUAUAUCAGAAAGGAAUUUCUAGAAUUCUAGAGUGAACAAAUAAAUAAAGAGGCCUUCGUAGAAAUCAUAUGAAAAAACAAAAUAUCGAACGAUCCGGCGUAUUCGUCAAAUUUUAGACUUCCGUUGUAACUGGCUUCACGGUCCAUGUCGUGGACGAGCUCGUAACAAAACUAUUAUUCAUUAAUUUCAAAUGAGAUUUUUACGAUUCACUCAAGAUUCAUGGAAAUCAUGGGGUUUUUUUUCGUUCCUCAUCAUCAGUUAAAACGUGAGAUUUUUACACAGUGAACAUGAGCAAUAUUUUGAAGAUACAGUGGUGACAGUGGAACCAUGGUGUAUUUGCAAUAAAACGACCAAAAAACUAAACAUUUCACUGCUGAUACAUUGCAGAAAUGUAAAAAUAUUUUAAAAAUUCGACAAGAUAAUAAUUUGGCAAUGAGUGUUGUCAAAGUACCGUUUGAGACGAAUGAAAUGCAAUAUCAUUUCAAGUGCUACUUCGCAAUUAUUUUCCUUUCGGGGGAACAAUUCUCGUCAAUUAACUGGAAUGUUAGAAAUAUGAAGUUGGUCAAAAAAACUGACAAAAAAAUUACUUUUCAAGUUUUUCAGUUGAUUUCUGAUAUUCAAGUUAGAAAACAUGAAUUUAAUCGGGAAGAAUUUACAAAACUUGAUGCAUGCUGGAACCAGAAAUAAUCAAACAUUUUCUCUGGUAUCGUUUUCCAAUACAAACCAGACUUAUCCGCAUCAUAGAUUUGUUCUACGGAUAAAUCCUUGAUAAUAUCCAUGAAUUUGUCCUGGAAUUGUUUUACGGCGUUUUAGUUGUUUGACAAAUUCUCGCCGGUUAUUUCGAGUUGACGUAUUCCGUGUCUCUUCAGAAUUUUCCAACAACCUUUACUAGCAGAAAACUCUCCUCGCCCAAAAGCCUUUCAUGAAAGUAUUUGAAUUUCUCCAUCAUAAUAUCGCCUAAUAAGGGAAAGUUCUAUAAACCACGUAAACAAUGCAUUUUCGAAUUGUAGAUUUUCGGGCGUUUCUGUUGUCUUUCGAGCAUCUGGACCUUUUCCAUAAUUCCGCGCAAGAAUUACCUUGAUCCAAAGUCUCGUAUUUCUCAGAAAUAGUCAGGGUAACGUAAUUCCUUUUCUUUUACUUCAAAGCCAUGAUGUAAAAACACAAAUAAGAAAUGCGUAUUAUACGGCGUGACAAGUGAAAAAGCGGAAAAACGAGUGGUGGGGCGUUCGGAUUAGAAUUAUCCUGCUGUAUGUAUGAAAUCAUAUGGGAUAAGAUAAUUUGAAAUUCAAAUUCUUUUGUUAAGUUCACGCGAUCGACUGACUCAUCAAACCCCAUCUGCUGCACAAUUGACAGUUGUUUUUGUGAACAAUUUUAAAUUUAGAAAAAAAUUUUAACAAGUACCGCAACCUUCCACGCGCGCACCCACCGGUACUAUAACGACUGACUGUCGAUCGGUUUUGUCGACUACAACAUGCAGUAUUAACCUCAGCGGGGAUGAAAUUUCUCUAAAAAAAAAAGCCGCUGCCUCCCGGAUUAAAUGAUAAACACUGAUAGUAUUAACAAGGUUUGUUGAUAAAAUUUUCAAGAAAUUAAUUGUAUCAUGUUACAGUUAACUAUAAAAUAAUAACUGCAAGCAUAUGGGUGUUUAUUGCAAAUUGUAGGGAUUGUGUAAGUGGGUGUUGUAGGAAUUUACCUAAAAUUAUAUUGUUUUCUAGGUAAUUCUGUAAAUAGGCCAAGCGUUGAAGCAACAGCUAUGCACAUACAUUUGUAGUGCUGUGUUGAUGGAAUACUCAACCGCUUGGACAACCAUUUACAACAUGGUACAAAUAAGUAAUGAUAUGAUUUGUAAACAUUUACACUCUUUUUCUACUGUUUGUAUAUUUGCCUGCCUGCCCUGCUCGGGGGUGAGUAGAAUAAAUAUGGUGGAUUACCGACAUUUGUAUCAUAUUCUGUAGACCGUUGUAAUUUUUAUCUAUUCAUAUAACUUUUUAUCCAUUUUAUGAGAUUUAGAACUGUGUGGGACCUAAUAAUUUCAAACUGGUUUCACGCACUUCAUUUUUUUUAAUAUAUUAGUCUAUGUAUUUAUUGGGAAUCUUGAAAGUUGUAUAUUUUUUACUUUUCAUAACGUUUUGACAGGAGCUUUUUUACUUUGAAGAUUUUCAUUGUGAGAGGACCAGGAUUGCAGUCAAAUCACUUUGAUGCGGCAAUCAUCGGCCACUAUUUACAUCACCCAUUACAUGAAAACAGUUUAUAUCUACCAAAAAAUCACAAAUACAUUUUAUAUGUUCAUACGUUCAACACACGACUCCACCCUUUUACAUUUUCACUAAUUCUGUAAAAAUUCACUAGAUUAACGUAACUACUAAUUAAAACCUCCAUGAAGUUGGCUCCCCGAUUUAAUUAUUUUAAAAUUUUGUUAAUGCUAAUCAUUAAAAAGGAUAAAAAAGAAAAGAGGAAUAAGUUUUUAUAUAAAAACGAUUUUAAUUUAUUGUGUGAAUUUACCGUUCAUUUUUUUUAAUCAUUAGAGAAAGCAAAGGUGUGACGUCAAGCUAUCGAAUAUAUGUACAGUUUUUUAAUGGAAACAGUUUCGUCGACGCGACUCGUCUCGGAGACGCCACGGCCAGAAGUCGACGACCGCCGAAAAACAAGUCGAGACGCGAACGUCAUUCAUUUCUCACUGAUGAGCUCGCAUUGAUAUACUAAGAGGAUUGCUUGUCAAAUCUUCACAAAUUAGAUCCUUAAGGUUGCACGACGCGACGCGACCGCCACCUAUUGAGCAAUUCUGACAACAAGGAGUCGACCAUGCUGUUGAUGCGUUUCGAAGGGAAAGCAUUGCUAGUGAUUAUUGUUUGAUGGAGUAUGACUUUUUGACGGAAUAUAGUGAGAAAUUGAUUCAUCAUAACCGUGAGAUCUAUCAGAAGAAAGUUGAGGAGCGUAGUUGUGACCCGUUUGAGGUGCGUUACGAAGAUAUGGAGAAAGAUAAGAGCCAGUGGCCACGCAUGACCGAGUUAGAUAGACUGAAGUACCUAGAAAAAUUACAAGAGUUUAGAAGCUCACAAUUUCCUCACAUCUAACCUUGUAUUUCCUCCUCGUGUGAAAGUUUGUCAGGGUAACGUGUGGUAGUGCUUGGAAAGGUUCGUAUUUCCUCUUGUUAGUCUGAUAUGUGGAUUUAACUCUUAUUACGUUUUGUCUGAAUGUCCGAAUAAUUUUUCUUCUCACUUUCAUUGUAUAGUGUUUCUUUCUUUUCACUUCUAAUGAGUUCACUUUCCAUGCUAAAAUUUAUGUCUUGCGUCCCUAGGAGUAAUUGAGUUUUUUCUUAGAUAUUCAGAUAUCGAACUAAUAAAUUCAGGGUCUCAAAUCAUCUUUGACAUUUUGAUAUUUUCUAUUUUCUUGAGCCAAAAGAUUUCUCCCUUGCAGAUUGCAGCUAGCACGCAAUAAAAUGACAUCAAAUGUCAAAUAAUGUUGCAAGUAUGAGAUCUUGCAUGAAAGAAUCAGCUGAACUUCAUCUGCGCAUACUUUUGAUCAAGAAAUAUUGCGUUUUGCACAUAAUGUCAAGCGGCCUCAAUGAAAUCAGUGUACCUAAUUUUGCAUAUCCAUUUCUCGGAUCUUUGUUUCACAUCAAUUUCAAAAAUACGACCGCCAAAAUUCAGAUGUAGACUUUUCAAUUAAAGUCUAUAAACUUAUUAGAGAAAAUAAAAAUUGUUAGAAAGUAAUUAUUCCAUUUAAUAUUGAAUCAUUACCCAACCUAACCUAUAUCAGGGAGCCAACUUCAUGGAGUUAUCAAAUAAUCGUAAUAAUUGGACCGAGUCGGGUUAGGUUAGGUAAUUAUUUAAUAUUAAUCAUUAAAAUUGUUUUUACUUAAAAAUUUUUCUUUUCUCUCUUACGAUUAGCAUUAACUAAUUUUUUUAAUAAAAUUAAAUGAGGGGGCCAACUUCACUGAGGUUAAUUAUUGAUGAUGACAAGAUGGCGACAUUUUAUCAGGUCUGUUCAAUUAAAUUUCAAGUUUUGUUUUAAUGAGUAUAAAGUGAACGGAGGUGGUGUGAGAUUUUUAAUAUUCGAUUUAUUGGUAAAUGAUAAUUUCAUUUGGGAAUGUAAAUAUUUGUUCGAGCUAUCAGCCCGUCACCAUAAAAUUAAUACCAGUAUCAUGGGUAUUGAUUGUCGAUUACGUAGUUACCAUUAGUGCAAUAUAAUCGGGCUGUGCCUAUUGUGGAUUUAGCCCACCUAGGGAUAGUCAAUUUUUUUAUUAAUCUUAUUGUUAGCCGAUCGGUUUUUCGGUUUUUGUCCGUUCAGUCCAUUGGCUCUUUGACUAAGCACCAAAGUAAAGUUAUUAUUUCGUUAUUUUUUGUAACUGUGUUUUUAAAAAUAUUUAAAUUGUUUUUAUAAUUAUUUUAUACACUUUUAUAUGUUUGUUAGUGAAUUUGAGGUAAGGUUUGUACAACUUCUUGGGAAGUUCCUCGUUUACUAUUUUUGUUAGAUUUCAGACUUUUUAUGUUUUUUUUAUAAAUAUAUAUGAAAUAUCAAUUU
This is a messenger RNA of Diorhabda sublineata, 20616 nucleotides long. It is a transcript of the gene orb2, whose product is annotated as cytoplasmic polyadenylation element-binding protein 2. Gene Ontology annotation, cellular component: neuron projection; nucleus; cytoplasm. NCBI's taxonomy places the organism in Eukaryota, Metazoa, Arthropoda, Insecta, Coleoptera, Chrysomelidae. Bases 143 to 2236 code for a protein of 697 amino acids. The transcript has 7 exons. Gene Ontology annotation, molecular function: translation factor activity, RNA binding; ribosome binding; mRNA regulatory element binding translation repressor activity. Gene Ontology annotation, biological process: negative regulation of cytoplasmic translation. The record is from RefSeq and is a predicted model, not a curated record.